Molecule: messenger RNA, 312 nt
Organism: Soboliphyme baturini
Lineage: Eukaryota; Metazoa; Nematoda; Enoplea; Dioctophymatida; Soboliphymatidae
Source: the annotation of a GenBank genome assembly
AUGACAACUCGUAUAUCUCCUUUGAAGGCUGGCAAAGAGUUGGCCAAGAAUUACAAUUGCACGUUCAUCGAAGUAUCGGUUAUAUUGGAACAUGAGGUAGACACUUUGGUGAAGUUGGUAUUGAACUCGUUUCUGACUCCAAGCAUCACGUCGCCGAGGAAAAAGUUCUCGUUUUCUCUGCACUUCAAGGGCUCAAAACCGAAGAAAAUAUUCGCCAAGGCGGACAGGAUUGACUUUCACAUGCCGCAGUCGACAAUAUUCGAGAGAUGGUUCGGCAAAAGAAAGUCUUUCUCUUUCGAAAACCUGUCUUAA